Messenger RNA from Daphnia magna, 2020 nucleotides. RefSeq lists its product as uncharacterized. Bases 9 to 1847 code for a protein of 612 amino acids. The record is from RefSeq and is a predicted model, not a curated record. The transcript has 3 exons. NCBI's taxonomy places the organism in Eukaryota, Metazoa, Arthropoda, Branchiopoda, Diplostraca, Daphniidae.
CACCUUUCAUGACGCAGCUCUGUAGCGAUGCUAGACUAAUUCCUGCCGCCAGCUAUAUACACACACAAACAAAAAAAUGUGUCUUUCUGUGCGCAUCAGGGUUCGUCUUUUUGAACAGGACAAAAAACGAGCUGCAUCGUUGGAACACGGACCAGUCUCUUCUGCCGCGCCCAUCGUCUAGGACUAACAGAGCAUCAAAUAAAAUGAUUCCUCGCGUGUGCUUGCUUGUGGUGAGCUAUUUAUGCGCGUUUACGCAGUCGUUCCCACUUGCGGAUUCUUCGGAUGCCGUUUUGAUCGAUUAUAAAACAGAUUCGCACACGCGUUUCGAAGAGGGCCAACCAGGAAAAGGUGUUAGAGGUUCCUACAGUUGGGUCAAUGACGAUAAAAUCUAUCAAGUAGAUUACACGGCCGAUGAAAACGGUUACAGACCACGUUUAAGUAUCAAAUCGCUUUCGAAACCGGAAUCUGAAGUAAAGCCAAUUGUUCAACAAGACAACGUCGUAGCUCAACCUGACUCGAAAAAGAAAGAUGUGCAACCAGCCAAAGAAGUUGUUGGAGCGGAUGCUAUUGUCAUUGAAAUCCCAAUUGCAGCUGAUUCUGUCGUCCAAAAAGAUAGCGUCCCCGUCCAAGCUACGCCGCCAGCGGAAGCUGAGGAAGUGAAUGCGGAUAAGGAAGUCGUGAGCCAUGACGUUGUUGCAAAGGCUCCAGCCGAACCUGUUGCAGUCCAGGAGACUAGCAAAGCAGAGCUACCAAAUGAAACUGGUAAAUCGAAACCGAGCGAUGUCGUUGCGGAUGAAACUGACGUGAAGAUUCCAGUCGUAUCUGAUCCGAUCGUGCCACAAGCCCAUAGUCAAGACAAACUCGAAACUAACGCGGAAGAGGUGAACCCAGAUCAAUUGAUUGUUGCGCAAGAAAUUGUCGUCAAUGUUCCAGCUCAGCCUGAGACUGAGCAAGACAACAGCCAAUCACAACCUGCGUCAUUAGAGGUAAUGACAGAAGUGAAACCGGUUCAACAAGUCGUCGAUGAAGACGUUGCUGAUAUUUCAUCAAUUCUCGAUGUUCAAGAGAGCGCUCUAGGGGAUAAUAAUCAAGACGUUCCUCUGUCACAGAAUGACGCCCAAGAAAUGAUUUUCGAGAUCGAUCCUUCCAUGUUUGACGUGCAAUCUGAUGAAAACCAAACUAAAGACGAGAUUUAUACUGACGACGCUGUAAUUGUCGACGCCGCUAUUGAUCCAAUGUCUUUGGGCGUUCUGGAUAACAUCGAUCAAUGGGAUCAAGUUCAUAGUCAAGACGAAGCGUCGUCGUAUCUCAACGCCAUGAUCAUGGACUACGCCAAUAAGAUGUACGGAAAUUCGAAACCUCAAGCUGAAAUUGAAGAGAUCAGUCGGCCCGAAGUUCGAGAUCAAGUUCAUCAACCGGAGCCGUUUUAUUACCAAGACGAAAAUGAUGAUUCGGCUUUAGAGUAUCAACGAGCGACGGUGGACGACUCCAAUCACGACGUAUAUUCCAUCUCUUUCGAUCAACUCUACAACAGUUUUCUUCAUCAUCUUCAAGUGGCCAAAGAAUACCGAGCCCGGUCGAAAGUCGACGAUGACAUAGAGGACCAGGCAGAGGCGAGUCGGGACUUGCAAUCCGCUUUUCGAUUGCUCGUGGACGUGGCUGAAACAUUCUCGCAGCAACUGCCGAUUCCCGAAAAGGAGAUGGCCAAUAUCGAAUCACGAAGUGGUUCAUAUGAUAAUUCACCAGAAGAUUCUAUUCUUGAAGAAUUAUAUUAUCAAAAGUGGCUCACUGAACAACAACCGACGUAUUACCUUGUGUAUCCAGAAACAGACGAUUAUUAUCGUUAAAUCGCUUGAAUAACCUGACUAACAUAAUUUAUACUUUUUUUUUUUAAAUGUCAAUGUCCCUUUUUUUAAUUUAAAUAAUUGUAAAAUUUUUGUCGUGGACCAAAAUCUGAAAAUCCAACGCUCACGAGAGCAAAUUCAACUGGUUCUUCAAUACAAACUGUUAGAGAACCUGA